GCGGGGUGCAGACGGACGCGGAAGCGGACGGACCGACUCGGCCGGAGGCUGCGAUCGCUUCCAGGAGCCGGAGCUGGGGCUCAGCCCCCGGCCCGAGGGCUGUCCGGAGAAGAGAGCAGAGAGAUUCCAGGAAGGACACUUGGAACCGGGAUAUGGAGCUGACACUGUUUCCCAACCCCGUUGAUCUUCCUCUCUAGCUCAGCCUUUUGAGCACGGCCCGUCUCUCUCUCUCUCUCUCUCUACCUCAACGAUCCCUAUCCCCUCAUCCGGAAACAGGUGGAACAAGGGGCUCCAGGCAAGAGGAGGGUGGCACAGUCGAAGGGGAAUUCCCAUCGAGAGAGCCCAGACCUUGGAUUUUCCCUGGAUUGGAAAUUCCAUCUCCUCUCCAUCCAACCUCGAGAACUCCUGCGUCCACAGGCUUGGUUAUUCUGUGGCUUGCACCUCAACAACGGCCUGACAGUUGGGGAUCCCUGUUCGUCCUUCUCGCUGAACAUUCGCCCACUCUCAAACCCGCUGAAGGAACCCCCUUUCUCGGGCGGCCACUACCCGCUUUGCGAAUGAAGCUGGGCCCCAUUUUUGGCUGGAGUCCCCUUAUCUUCUUCGGUCCCACUUCAUCGAUUUGACCGUCCACCGUGACGGGGUUAGAGGCGGAUUCCGGACCCUGGGAGAGGAGGAGUGAUUCCCGACCGCGCCGUGUCCCGUUCCUGACCCCCCCCCCUCCCCUCAGUUUCUGUUUGAGUGGCUGCAGUUCUGCUUCUGUGCCACAAGGGGGCGAUGCCGGGGCACUGGGUCCAGGUGAUGAAGUGCGCCGAGCGGAGCGGGGGAGGGGCAGGCUUCCCCUGGCGCCUCUCGCCCCGUCUGAGGCGGCCCUGGGUGCACGCCCUGCUGCUCUACGUCCUCACGUUCGGGGUGGUGCUGCCCCUCCUGUGCCAGAGCCUCCGGCAGUCUCGCUACUUCAGGCAGGCGGCGCACCUUCGGCGCCUGACGCGGGAGGCGCUGGAGCGCAGCCAGGCGCGGGGCGAGGAGGCGGAGCGCUACGUCCGGACGGCAACACCGCCGGGGGGGCUCGGGGAGGGCGGAGGGACCCCCCUGGUGGUGGCGGUGGUCACCACGAUCCGGCAGCAGGGCGCCGGCUACCACUACUACCUCCAGGUGGUGGCGGCCUUGCACCGGCUGCUGGUGGCUUGCCGGGAUUGCCGGGGUUACCGUCUCCUCGCCUGCAACGUGGACCCGGACCCUGAGGGCCACCGGGAGGCGCUGGAAGCCGCUCACCUCAUCACCACGGUCCAUCGGUUCGGGCAAGGGCGCCGGCCAGCAGGGGGCGCCUACAACCGCUUCGAGAAGGAGAAGGAGGACUACCUGUACUGCCUGCAGGAGGCGCUGUCAGCCUAUGACCCCCAGCACGUGGUGCUGCUGGAGGAUGACGCCGUGCCGAUGGAGGACUUCUUCCCGGUCCUGCGGGACCUCCUGGAGAGGCGGCUCACCUCGCCCACCACCAGGGGCGCCCUCUACGUCAAGCUCUACCACCCCGAGAGGCUGCAGGGCUACCUCAACCCUGAGCCCAUGCGCAUCCUGGAGUGGCUGGGCCUGGGCGCCCUGGGUGGCACCUCCCUCGGCGUCGUCUACCGGAGGCUCUGCGGACGGGCCUCGGUGACGCUGAGCUGGGCCGUGCUGGCCGUCUACACCAUGCUGGUCGUCGAGCUGGCCGGGCGGCACUACCUGCUGGAGUCGCGGCGCCUCAGCCCUCAGCUCUACUCCCUGGUGCCCGCCACCGAGUGCUGCACGCCCGCCAUGCUGUUCUCCGCCCCGGCUGCCCGCCGGGUGUUGGCGUACCUGGGCGGAGUGCGGUGCCGGCCGGGCUACGCCAAGGACACAGCGCUCUACGCCCUGCUGCGGGCACACGGCGAGACUGCGUACGCCCUGGAGCCCAACCUGGUCACGCACAUCGGGCUGUACUCCACCCUCCGGGGUCCCAUCGCUGAGCCCAGUCUCUGAAGUGCCCCCCGUUUAGCCUUCUGCCCCCAAACAUCCCCCCCCCCCCCCCCACACCUUACUCUGUAUCUAACCCUGUGCUGUCCCUGUCCUGGGAGUGUUUGAUGGGGGGGACAGUGUAGAGGGAGCUUUACUCUGUAUCUAACCCUGUGCUGUGCCUGUCCUGGGAGUGUUUGAUGGGGGGGACAGUGUAGAGGGAGCCUUACUCUGUAUCUAACCCUGUGCUGUCCCUGUCCUGGGAGUGUUUGAUGGGGGGACAGUGUAGAGGGAGCUUUACUCUGUAUCUAACCCCGUGCUGUCCCUGUUCCUGGGAGUGUUUGAUGGGGGGACAGUGUAGAGGGAGCCUUACUCUGUAUCUAACCCUGUGCUGUCCCUGUCCUGGGAGUGUUUGAUGGGGGGACAGUGUAGAGGGAGCUUUACUCUGUAUCUAACCCCGUGCUGUCCCUGUUCCUGGGAGCACUUGGUUUGGGGGCUGGAGGUUGGUGCGCAAGUGCAGAGAGAUCUUUAGUCUGUGUCUAAGCCAACCCUAAAACAAUCAGGGGAAAAUUGACUUAGAGGAACCUUCUCAAAUGGAAAAUCUGUGUGUGAUUUCCGACUUAAAAAAUCAUGAAGCAAAUUCCGGUUAAGUGCAGGCUUUUAUAUGGAGUGAGAUUUGAAAGUUUAAAUCUUUUAUGCAAUUGUGGAUUUUUCUUUUGCGAGAAGCCAGAUGUUCUCGAUUUGAAUUUGGCGAAUUGUGUAGAACUGAGCAGUGGCUUGGAUUUAAUUUUUAUCCUCCAAUAAUGUUUUCAAUUGUGUAAACUGUGUGCAAUAUUUUCAGUGUUUGGAGCAUUUCAUUACAUUUGCCUUAAUUAUUUAAAAAAAGAUUUUGCAGCAAGCCUUGGAUAAUAAAAUGAACAAUUAUGAAAU
Hemiscyllium ocellatum (epaulette shark) is the source of this 2898-nucleotide messenger RNA. RefSeq names its product post-GPI attachment to proteins GalNAc transferase 4 (gene pgap4). The record is from RefSeq and is a predicted model, not a curated record. The transcript has 2 exons. Bases 775 to 1995 code for a protein of 406 amino acids. Gene Ontology annotation, molecular function: glycosyltransferase activity. Gene Ontology annotation, cellular component: Golgi membrane. Gene Ontology annotation, biological process: GPI anchor biosynthetic process. NCBI's taxonomy places the organism in Eukaryota, Metazoa, Chordata, Chondrichthyes, Orectolobiformes, Hemiscylliidae.